Tachysurus vachellii is the source of this 1477-nucleotide messenger RNA. RefSeq names its product cyclin dependent kinase inhibitor 1Cb (gene cdkn1cb). Gene Ontology annotation, biological process: regulation of cell cycle. Gene Ontology annotation, cellular component: nucleus. The record is from RefSeq and is a predicted model, not a curated record. The transcript has 3 exons. Gene Ontology annotation, molecular function: cyclin-dependent protein serine/threonine kinase inhibitor activity. Lineage: Eukaryota; Metazoa; Chordata; Actinopteri; Siluriformes; Bagridae. The coding region runs from base 78 to 611 and encodes 177 amino acids.
CGCUGCGUAGUAACGCUCUGUCUCGUGCUCAGGUGGUUUAUGGGAGCCGCGACUCACACAAUUUAUCAAGCAUCGCGAUGUCUAGUGUUCAGCUUCGUGUCAGCGGUUUAGCGGCUUCCAGAAGCAGCGUUCCUCAGCACGCGCGCAGAAGCGUGUGUCGGAGUCUCUUCGGACCGGUCGAUCACGACGAACUGAACCGGGACAUAGAGACAAAGAUGCGCGAGAUCUCCGAGCGGGACCAGAAACGGUGGAAUUUUAACUUCGUGUCUGAUGCACCGCUGCACGGCGACUACGAGUGGGAAAGAACCGCUGUGGAGGCGACGCCUGCGUUUUACCAGGAGACGGUACAAGUAGGGAAACGCAGGGCUGUUACUCUGCACGUUGAGCCGCAUGUAGAGGCUCCUAACCGGGAGACGUGCGCGCGGGGCGACGCUGGAGGUGGAACCGCUUGUGCUGAGAGGACAAACCCGGGGAAGAGGAAAACGACUCGGAUUACAGAUUUUUACGUCAAACGAAGGAAGCAAGUGGAUCCCAAACGGCACGAGAGCGCCUCACAAAACCUGUUCGGCUCCGUCGCUUCUGAGCGAACGCCACGAAAACGGCUGCGUUGAAGGAUUUUCCACUGAACAUUGAGGAGAAUCCUGUGUGAAGAAACACAGCCCUCAUGGAUGGAAAAAUGAUGAUGAUGAUGAUGAUGAAGAAGAUGGGCAGAGCACUACAAGAUCAAACACUGUCUCGUGCUCUGUAUUGGAGGAUCAUGACAACUGCUGAAGAAGUUUGAUUAGCCAGAUAUGGUUUUUGAUUCUCAGGCCUUCACACAAGCUCCUGCUGAAGACUGUGCACAAAAAACAAAUGUAGCAGAAAAAAAAUAUUUAUGCAACUGUGACGGAAGUCCGAGCUUGUGUCUUUGACCUGUGUUAAUACUGUUUACCGAGAAGCCUGGGGGUCUUUCCAUGUAAUCCAGCUGUGUACUGAUGGACCUCGGGCAUAAGUUUUACUGGAAGUGUUUUGUUUUGUUUUUGUUUUGGCUGAAUCCUGACUAUCAUAAUUUGCCCCUUAAACUUACGUUGGUAUUACCUCACAGCUGAAUAAUGAACGAGUGCUAAGAUUGCCUGCUAGCAUGCCCAAGUCAGUGUUUAGAUUCAUAAUAAUUCUAUUAAACCGCUGUGGUUUUCUUGCCAGAUGUUGAUUAUGUAUUAAGUGCACAGUUCACUGAUGUUUAAAUUGCUUGACUGAGCUUCAUGUUGGUCGUGGCAAUGGACAAUCGUGUAAAUAUGUUAAACAAAGAUUUAAAGAUUGAAACAACAAGCCUUUGUGUUGUGUGUAUGUGUAUAUAGAGACCUAAAAUAUCAAAGUACAUUUAAGUUUUUAUUUAUGUUUCAUUGUAGACGUCUGUAGCCUUACUUUUCGUUGUAGCAUUUUCCCUCAAAAUGGGAUCCGUCUUGUUUUUGAGCCGUUUUGUCGCUCCACUGUCUAA